This is a messenger RNA of Eucalyptus grandis, 2287 nucleotides long. RefSeq names its product polyadenylate-binding protein-interacting protein 9. NCBI's taxonomy places the organism in Eukaryota, Viridiplantae, Streptophyta, Magnoliopsida, Myrtales, Myrtaceae. The transcript has 10 exons. Bases 555 to 1487 code for a protein of 310 amino acids. Gene Ontology annotation, molecular function: RNA binding. The record is from RefSeq and is a predicted model, not a curated record.
UUUAACGUCCCUCACUUUAUUACUCUCUCCCUCUCUCUUUCCCCAACCAAACCAGAAAAAGAAGGGUAGAGAAAUAGCCAAAGCCAAAGCCAAAACCAAAGCCCACCUGUUCUUCUUCAACGCCUCUCUCUCUCCUCCCUUCGAUCAUCCAUCAAAAACCCUAUUUCUCGCACACUGCGCGCAGAGUCACAGACCCACAGACCCACACUGCACUUCAGUUCAACUCUGGUUUUUUUUUUUUUUUUUUUUUUUUGGGGCACGGCAUUUCUGGGUUUUUUACACCUGCUCUCUUGCUUCAUUUCCCGAAUGGGCACUUAAUUAGCAUUCCUUUUCUGGAUAUAAUUCCCACCCAGUAUCAUCACUGAUCGCUCAAAUUCUGAGCUGUUGCGAGAAAAUAAGAAAAAAAGGCUGCUUUUUUGGUAAUCUCCUCGUACAUUGUCCGAGUUUUUCCCUUUUUCAUUCGUUAUAUAAAAAGGAAAAAAAAAAGAAAAAAGAGGGGAGGAGGUAAAAGAGAUUAAGAGAGCGCUUGUGGGUUUUUCUGGCUGCGAUUCUCUAUGGCUGCGGUUGCUGAGAUUUCCAAUGAGGCAGCGGUUGCUAACAAGAAGUUGGAUUCGAAACCGAAUUCGAAGCCGGAAUCGGAAUUCACCAUGCAGAAUUUGGUCGAUAUGUUCACGAAGCUGAACCCUCUGGCUAAGGAGUUUGUCCCUUCCUAUUACUCCCAAGCUCUCGAUCACCAUCAUCAGCAUCAGCGCCUUCUUCAUUUCCAGCAGAACGGCAGCUUCCUGAUCAGCGAUUUCCCAGCUGCCGAAAAGAAUUUCCCCGAUAACAACUUCGCGAAUAAUAGGAGGAGAAGAAAUAGCUUCAACCAAGGCAGAAGAAGGUUCAGUGGACGGUCUUUUAGAGCUCAAAGGGAAGAUAGCGUCAGACGGACAGUAUAUGUUUCUGACAUUGACCAGCAUGUCACUGAAGAACAGCUGGCUACCCUGUUUAGUACUUGCGGACAAGUUCUUGAUUGCCGAAUUUGUGGCGAUCCACAUUCAGUUCUUCGAUUUGCCUUUGUUGAAUUUGCAGAUGAAUAUGGUGCAAGAGCAGCUCUGAACCUUGGUGGGACAAUGUUAGGAUACUAUCCAGUGAGGGUUUUACCAUCAAAGACAGCUAUACUUCCUGUAAAUCCAAAUUAUCUCCCAAGGUCAGAGGAUGAACGAGAAAUGUGUACAAGGACAAUUUAUUGCACAAAUAUCGAUAAAAAGGUUUCUCAAGCUGAAGUCAAAAAUUUCUUUGAAACAGCCUGUGGUGAGGUCACUCGCUUGAGACUUCUUGGGGACCAUGUGCACUCUACUCGCAUUGCUUUUGUUGAAUUUGCUAGGGCUGAAAGUGCCAUUGUUGCUUUAAAUUGCAGCGGAAUGGUCUUGGGAUCUCAGCCCAUCAGGGUAAGUCCUUCAAAGACACCAGUGAGGCCGCGGGUUACUCGCCCACCGAUGAAUUGAGAUUGAGUGGAGCUUUGAGGAGUCCAUGCGUCAAGUUCGGUAACUGAACAGUCGAGAGGCACUUUGUUGAGACAAAGAGCUUGUUAAACUUUGAAUUUUCCUCUUUUCUAUUAUUCUCAUCUUGAUCUGUCGCAGCUGCAACAUUUUCUGUGACCGAACAUGCCUUGACCCCCUCUCAGUUCACCAUUUAAAGGACUGAUCUCAACCUUUGAGGUUCUUUAUCCUAUUUAAUCCUUCAUCACUAUCAUAUGAUGAUUUACCUUCAACUGCAUCAGUGGCGACAUGAAGCAAAUCCCCUACCAUGCUUUAGCAAGGCUCGUCCUUCUGCUGGAGCCUUGAAGUUGCCAUAUCGAGCUCUCAUUAGUUGUUAGUAUAAUGUCGGUAAGAGAGCUUUGCUGCGGAGACAAUCGAAAUAAAGGGGAUGUUCUGGAACAUGAGAUCAAGGCACACUCUGGCUGGUUUUUGUUAUGAGUUUAUGUUUCACAGCCUUUAGGAUACAUUCGUUUCUGUUCUCAAGAAGGGUGGUUACUUUUGCAGGCUUUGUCAGUGACUUAAUAUGAGCCUGCAUGAGAAUCAGUAUGCAUUAGACCAGUUUCAUGUUCCCAUGCGAGAAACGACACUAGGAUCAUGUGUUGGGGCACUGAUAAGUUGCAAUGCCACAGGUGAAAAGAUUUAUCGCGACCUAGCUGAUUUGUUUUUUCAUGCAUGAGUCAGGACACGCUAGAUACAGAACCAUAUCACCGAGUAAUUCGUAAUAGAAAAUCAUUAGUAGAUGGGGAUUUGUCUAUUGCAUAUCUCAA